Messenger RNA from Drosophila rhopaloa, 2731 nucleotides. RefSeq lists its product as uncharacterized. NCBI's taxonomy places the organism in Eukaryota, Metazoa, Arthropoda, Insecta, Diptera, Drosophilidae. The transcript is spliced from 5 exons. Bases 29 to 2560 code for a protein of 843 amino acids. The record is from RefSeq and is a predicted model, not a curated record.
GUUCACAACGAAAACGAAAAACCUACUCAUGAAAUCGAAACAGUUUGUGGCGGCAGUUAUCUGCCUGGCUGUGGCCCUAAUCCUCAGGGUUGCAGAGGCACAGGAGAAUGCAAUGCUGCAAAUACCCCCUUCAUUGGUAGAGUGUUACAAUACGUCCUUCUUCAUGAAUCGGGACAACCGCUUACCGGCUAACAUGGACACUCUCAUUUCUCUGAUCGAGAAGGUGGAAAACAGCUACGCCGGAACUUCAGGUGUGCAAGCCGACAUGCGAACCGUGGCGGUGUCCUUGCUGCAUCGUUUCCGCCAGGAUGGUAUCAAAAAGGCCUCUGGUUUUAAAGCCGUUAAUGGCGUUAUACCAUACAGUCCAACAGGCUUCCAGUUUCCCAAAUUCAAAAUUUUGCUUUCACGUUUAAUUCCGGGAAACGCCAACAGCUUCCCUAACAGUUCAUUAACAAGUGUGGAGCGGUGUUCCCUUCAUUUUAUGCUAUCAAGCACCUUUGACACGAGGCAGCGCGGCGAUGAGAACACAGUGUGCAAUCAGCUCUCUCAGUAUCGAGCCCAGCGACUGCCGCGAUCCCUGAAGAAGGAUUAUGGCAACAACUUUAUUGGCGAUGUUGAAUGGCUGGAGACUCGCCCCAAACGAGGACGUUCAUCCAACUCCGAAUCAAAGUACGGGCAAUUGGCAGAAAUGGACUACGAGACCGAUUGGGCCUACGCCGGCUCGGAAGGGCCAAGCCAAUGCCCAGUUGAGGAUGGCCUUGUUCGAACUCGCUGGGGAACGGUUUCAGCCGGCACCUUGAUUGCCGGAAUCGCAGCUGGCGUCCAGCAGCAGACGGUCCAAGUAAGUACCCUGCUGGCCCAGUCCUCCCAGCAAAGAGCACGUGGACGCAGUCAGUCCCAGACAAGCAACACCGUUGACAACCGGUGGGCAGCUACUUUGGCCGGGGAGUUGGCGGAGGUGUCAUUGCUCCAGCUUCCCGGGUCGGAGGGCAGUGCAGCUACUGUUGGUGCUACUGGAGGAUGGAAUGAUACAGUUUUACCUCACUGGUACUUCCUUUCGCAACGCACCGAUCUUGAGGCAACCGAUGCCGAGAUCCGCGGCGGCCUUGAUGGGUUGAUUCUUGCCAAGAAUGUGGCCAACUGGAGAACUCAAGCAUCCAGCCUUAAGCUUUCUCAGUUGCUGCGCAUGUACUACUCAACAAACGGAGUUCUAAGCUCCGGAAUCAAUGCCUGCAGUAGGCAAAGCCAAUUCACAAAUGUGGCACCCUCACAGGAAAUGGAGGACCAGACUAGUGCUUUCGCUCAAGUCUUGGAUCGAGAGAUGCAACUCCGUGUCACCCUCCAGCAGUCCGCUAUCGCUGAUUUUGCCGGUAACGCCACCCUAUCGAUGGUGACGUAUGUCCCGCAAUCCUUGAAUGAUGUUUCUUGUACGGCGACAAGCAACCUUGACUUGACGGAUGUCAUAACUCCAAUGACUAACCUGUAUAUUUUCCUGGAUACAUCCUGGCAGUAUAGCACUAUUGUUGACUAUGUGGUUUAUGUCAUUCAGCAGUUAAAUAUCCACCCAUUUGCCAGCACGGUCACCAUGCUUUCGGCGCAAGAUGGUUCGGUUAUAGUAAACACCACAAACUAUAUCACUGAUGUCUAUCAGCAAUGGAAUGUGACUACCCAGGCGACAUAUGCUCAAGGAUUCAGCCUUCCUAAUGUCCUCCGCACGAUUCAGAACCUUACCCAAAACCUAAUGAAUGAUGAAAAGACUAACUCGAGCUUAAGCGGUCACUCCCUGGUGGCUUUAAUUAUUCCGAAUCAACAAACCGUUAAUGAUGGCGAUUCCAGCUACGCCACUACAGAAAUUCAGUAUAUUCAAGAACAGAUUCCAGACCUGCGCUUUAUAUACUAUGGUGGGGGAAGUAUUCAGCGGUUUUCAAGCUUUGUUCGCGAUCCCUCCCAGGACCUUUUCUCCCUCACCUUGGGCAGUAAAGCUGCAACCUCGGCGGGACCUGUAGCGAAACGCAUUAUCCAAAUUCCUCGACGCGUCAUUAAUCCACGUUGUGGAUCGAAUUGGUACACAAAUAGCUGGGGCACUGAUCAAAUGGCCCAAUAUGUGGGACCCGGCAAGGUCAACUUUUACCGAGUCUCUGCCAACUAUUUCUUUGGAACUGGCUCGAACCGGUAUUUGAACAUUCAGUCGCAGAAUGGAGGAAGUUACACCAUAUGUACUUCACGCACUUAUUCGUGGCCGCAACAGAACUCAACUACAAGCUCCACAGCAAGCUCAAUAGACCAGAGUUGCGCGCAAAUAUCUGGAAAUAGUUUUAGCUAUGACCUUUCAAGCGCGUGUAAUGGCUACUACACUAUAACCCAGUGUCCAGACUUGUAUUUGUCAGUCCAGGCUACCUCAAACACCACAUCCUGCACACAGGAUGCUUGCCAGACUCCGGACCAAUGGCGUUAUAUUAUGUCUAUGGUCAACAUGGGAUGCUAUAGCGGUGUCUCCGGCCUGGCAGCCAGUCUACUUACAAUUCUAUUCGCCUUGUUGGUUCAGAGGCUGAUUCAGUGAUUGGUGUCUAGAGUGUGGUAGUAUAAGUGGUACAGCGGCAGAGACCCCGUCUUCCCGUCUCCCUAACCCAAACAAUUAAUUUGUCUUUUUUACAUUAAUAAUAUAUUUUUCGUAAAUAAGUAGAAGUUCCAGUAAAACAGUCGUGAAUAAAUGUUCCCUACUAGAACUAUA